GCCUGUAAUCUGACUACAGACAUUCCAUGGAAAUUUUGUCCGUGGUUUUAAGCAAAAAUAUUACCAUACAAAUGUCACAAUGGAUAUAUAAAUGGAGAAAUGGCGUAUAAAUAUAGAGAAGAACUAGUUGGAAAACGUUUUUUGUCAGUUAAAAGUUCCGGAAAGCUAAAAGUUAGUAAAAUAUCUGAGUGGGAAUGGCGCUCUGGUGUAGUACGAGCUGUUUCAAGCCGUGAAACAGGGAACACAGAGUUUACGGUAUUGGUUGAAUUUGAUGACUGUGAUUGGCAGAAACGCGAAUGGAUUAAAGUGCAUGAAGUUUUCCAGAUAUUUUGGGUAGAACAUACAUUAGUUUGGGCUUAUAGACCUGACCCUAAUAAGCCACAAACAGAAGUAAUCUGGCCAGGAUUGUCUUUCAAGCCAUUGGUUGAUAAAGCUGCUCUAGGCAACAGUAAGAGGAAACCUGUUGAAUUUUUUUUAGACAGACAUUUAGGAUUAGUUGAAGAAAAAGAAUUUCAGAUAUACCAGGAAGGGGAUGAAAAUAGACAGAAGAUAUUAGAUGUUUAUCCUGACUUGAAAAAAGAAGUGAAAAGUUGGGUAGAUUAUCAAGAUGGUCAACGCAUAAUUUUAACAACGCCUACAGUUUUAGUUGGAUAUCGUGUUGAAGUAUAUCGAGCUGAAGGUACAACACAGUGGUAUACAGCAGUUAUACAAUCAUAUAAUCAUACAACUAAGUGUUUAGCUGUAACUGAUGAUACUGUGUUAGAAGAACAUAAUGAAGAUCCAGCCCUCAUUCAGAUGCGAUUAAUUGAUGAUGGUGUCGUGGAUUUAAUUUUACGUGGUGUUGAAGUUGGAAUUGCACCAAGAAGACGACCACGCAAAGACAACAGCGCACCUAAAGAGCAACCGGCUCAUCUAGCCAGACGGCCCAACCAAGUUCUCACACCACAGCAAAUACAAACUAUCAGACCAAAUCGUAGUGCCAAAACUCGUCAGAGAAACCCAUCAGGAGGUUCAACACCAGAACCAGAGAAAAUAGUGCAAGAAAAAACAAGUAGAAAACAACCACAGGUGCAGCGUGAACGGAAAAGGCGCUCCGAUAUCAAUGAAACCAAACAGCUAACGUCUCCCAGCAAAAAGGCCAAAAGUGAAACUGCAAAAGAACAAGUGACUCCAACGCGUAAUGAUACAAACACUAAGGAAUUAAAAGUACAAGUUGAAGAUAUCGGUUUAUAUAAAAACAAUGCAGCAAGUAGUGUAAAAGAAAAAACUAAAACUAGGCGUAAUCAAAGUGGUGCUAGAACUAAUAAUAUUAAUAAUAAUAAUACUAAUAAUAAUUUGAGUAGUGGAAAUAGUAAAAACUCUAGUAACAUAUUAAAAGAAAGUAAAUCAGAACCAACUGUAAAGGUGAAGGUUAGUGCUAAAAGUAAGAGUUCUGAGAACAGGAAGUGUAAAAGUGAUAAGGUAAAAUCAGGGGAGAGUUCCAGUGAUGUCUGUAAGUCAUUAACUGAUACCGAUAAGAACUUAACUCAAAUACAGCCAGAAGAUGACUCAAAGAAAGAAAAAGAGUCAAAAGAGUCUAAAAGUAGUUCCAAAGUAACAAGUAUUUUGAAAACGUCCAAGGAUAGUGAUAAUUCAAGUGAGAUUGAAGAUAAUAUGCACUACAAAAAGCAGCUACUGUUAAAUAGUGGUUCUAAUAACAAUUCUAGUGACAGUCAUACUGGACCAUUAACAGCUAAUAUAGAUGUUAAUUUAUCUGUUAUUGAUCAGGUGACUAAAUUAGCUAAAGCUGAAAAACUUUCUUUAAAUGGUGAGGACAAAAGUGAAUCAGAAACUGUCACCAUAUCACAAAAUGCAUCUUCUAUUAUUUCACAGGAAAAAAGUGACAAAGAGGACAUGAAAACUCAGGAAAUUAAUGUGGAAAGGCCUCGUGAAACUAAUGUAGGAUUUCAGGCUUAUAUUUCGCGGAGUAAUCCUCCAACUCCAGCAAUGGAUGAGCGAUCAGACUCUCGUGCCAGUGACGAACGCUCAACAUCUAGUGGUCACCACGAAAAGAGACCCAGUUCUCAGUUUGAUGAUCUCAAAACUGCCAAGAGUAGUCCAGCAUCAAGUCCAUUAGUUAUUGAUAGACAUGAUCCUGUUUUACCGUAUCGAGACCCAGAAUUGAUGAAACAAAAUCCUGUCCAUUUUUUAGGUGGUGUUCAUAAUAUACCCAAUCAUUCAAAAUCAUUAUAUCCUACUGUUCACACACCAAUACCAGCUUCUCCAGCCGCUCUUCCUACAUCUACAUCAUUUUCAUCACAUCCAAUAUCUCGACAAAUGCUGACUUCUUUACCUAAUCAUUACCCAAUACCCCCUUCAAUGGGGGGUAUAUCACGUCCAUUGACCUUACCUCCCAGCUUCAGUCCGUUAGAUGCUACAUUAGCAGCACAUGCACAACAACAGCAGCAACUGCAUGUCAUGCAGUUACAAAAUGCACAUCUCAUGCAUUUACAGUAUCCAUUAUCAGGGCAUAGACUACAUCAAUUAGAAGUUUUAUGGCAGCAGAAAUUCUCCUCAAUACCUGUACCUCCAUCUUGGUUGUUAGUGAAACAUCAAGAUGAACUAUUGGCAGACGUUACCACCCUUCAUCAUCGGGAACGGGAAAUGGAGAGAGAACGAAUGGAACGAGAACGAGAUCGUUUAGAGAUGGAACGUUUGGAUCGAGAAUGUGUGGAAAGAGAAAGAAGAAAAGAAAGAGAGAGACAAGAGAAAGAAAGACAAGAUAAAGAACGAGAACGAUUAGAGAAAGAGAAACAAGACCAAGAGAGGUUAGAAAAAGAAAGGAUAGAGAGGAAUCGUCAGGAGCAGAAUAGAAUAAGAAGAGAAAGAGAACAGAAAUCUGAUCGAGGGCGUAUAUUACGUGAAACGGUAGAUUCAGUCGCUGCAGUUGAUCAUCAUUUCACAGAAUCUUUAAGACUGGCGAGCCAAAGGGGUUUAGGUGGCCAAUGGCCUACACCAUCCAUCACACUUGGAACAGGCAAGAUACCAAAAUCUGAAAUUCCACCACAUCACAGUAUGAUGGGAACAGAUAAACUAUUAGAUGAUAAAGAAAGGGUUAAAAGGGAAAUUGAGCGAGAAAGGUAUCAAGAUAGUGCACUCCGACAAAGUGAAGAGAAGUAUUUAGGUAACAUACCAGAAGCACAUAAGAAGAAUGAUAUAAAGAAUGAUGUUAAAUUAGAAAGUAAACCAUUGCUGUAUAAUUACAUGUAUCCUUACGGAGACACCCGGUACCCCACUUCUACAUCGUCUCAUGGUGUAAAACAAGAACAACCCAUCUUCAGUCUAUACGGUUAUCCUGCUAAUCCAUCUGUAAUUACAAAAGAUCAGUUACAUAUUUAUGGAUUAGGAAGAGAUGAAGGCAUAAAGGAUGAAAAGCCAGAUCUAAAACUAGGUCAACCUAGUCCAGCUCACAGCAACCCCAGAUCAUUAUCACCCAGAAGUAAAGAAAGUCUUCUACAUAUGAAUAAAGAUGCUAAACACCCUGGUUCUGUUAUUGUUGAUAACCGAAGUAGUAAGAGUAACAGUCCUAGCAGUCAGUAUGGGGGUUCAUUACCAGUUUCAUCCUCAUCGCCACGUCCACAACCUCGACCCGCUCAUACACCAGAACAGAGAGAUCAGACCUCUGUAAGUCCUGCAUCUGGUAUUCCUCAUCAUUUACUUUCACAUAAUCUGAUGUCGUCUGCUUCCAGCAUGAUUGGUCAGUCUCAUUCUACAGCCUUCAGAGUACUGGACAAUAAAUCAUCCAGCAGAUCACAAAGUCCAUUUAAAGCUACUAGUCAACAGUCACAUCAUCCAGCAGCCAUGGCUCAACCCAUUGAUUACUGUAAAAGUAGUAACAAAUCGAAACCUAUCACUUCGGCUGGAUCAUCUCCUACUAACCCAGGAGGAAAUCCUCCUGUCAGUUCACCAUACCACCCAUCUAUAGCUCAACCACCAGUUUCAUUACCACCCACAUCACUGGCGUACAGCUAUAGUUUAAUACAGCAAGGUCUUGUCCCUAAUCCUAUGUACAGCCACGGACCAGGUUCUGCUGCUCAGAAAGGUACCAGUCAUCAACCAGUUACAGCAUCGUCACCAACACAUUGUUAUCCUAGCAGUUCACCAUCAAAUAACAACACAACUAACAUACCAUCAGCUCCACCUGGUGCUAAACGGAAAAUAACUAAGGAUAAUGGGGUCAGGAAGCGACAAAAAGCUCAAAACGAGAUGCCUAAUAUGUCAUCUCCCUUGUCAAUACCUGUCACCACACCACAAAUCCUUACCAACCUCAACCCCUAUACCACCACUACUAGCAAUACACCAUCUCGCACAAGUGUCAUGUGUUCAGUUGCAGGAACCCAGCCUUCAACUGAUAGCACGUCAUCAGUGUUAUCAUCACCAUACAAUACGGCUAGUUAUAUGGACAGUUUCAAAUCAUUUGUAGAAAAUACAGUUCAAAGUGCAUAUCUCGAGGAGGAGAAAAAACCUCCAGAAAAAGUUGUUGAAGUCGCUCCAAAACCUACUAUUGUGAACGAAGACUCUUCUUCUUCGACAGUAACUAAUGCAAGUAAUUUAAGCAACAAUAUUGCAUCUAUAAUGGAUACUAUUAACCGUGUAGCUAACGGCCAUGCUGAUACCGAUAGUGACACAUUAAGUGCUCCAAGUCCUCCGCCUAAAUCGGAUUCCAGUCCGUUGUCCUUAUCAUCUAGUAAUCAUCGUAAUAUGAAGAAAGCCUGGUUACAGCGUCAUUCAGAUGCAUCUAAGGAAGUAAAAGAUGGUAUAGUUGUCAAUAAUAUGUCUGAUUCUGCAAUUGAUAAAGCGUCAAGUGUUGAGGCAGAGGAGACUAAUAGUGUUGAUGAAGAUAAACCAAUAUGUGAUAAUACCAGUACACAGAGUGUAACACUACCUAAUGGUAAUAUAAAUAGUCAGAAUCAUAUUGAUGAAUCUACCUCAUCGGCUUCAGAAACAGAGUCUCAGUCUGUUGAUAACACACUGCCAAAAAAGAGAGUAAAAACUAAAAAGUCAAAUAGUGGGGCUAAAAAAAUAAAAACAGAAGAUGAAUCCAGUCCUGUACCACCAAACAACCAGACACGAAAGAAACCUAAUAACAAACGCAGCAAAACUGAAGUUAAAACAGAAAAGAAACCAGAAACCAGGAAAACAACCCCUGUUGAAGAAGAGAAUUCAUGUGAUGAGAAAAUGGAUACAACAGAUAGUAAAUCUGAGGAUAAGAUGAGUAGUAAGGCAUCCAGUAUAGGUAGUCCAGCACCGUCUCAUCAUGAAUCUGAUGUUAGUAUGGAAUCAACAACUAAUUCUACAGGCAGCAACAAUACCAGUAGCAUAAAGGAGAAGAAAAAAACAACAAGACGUAGUAAAGAGAACAGUAAAGCAGUUGAAAAACAUGAAGGCUCCUUCAAUAAACCACUAGUAAAGGUGUCUCUGGCAAUAUUAAAGAGAACUUGUGAACCAUUUGUUCAAGAUGGCCCUUGUGUGGAAAUUGCUCCUAAAUUAAUGAAAUGUCGAGAAUGUAAAAUGUCUGCCACUCAACUUAGCAAGAAACAACCAAACAUAUUCUGUCGAUUUUAUGCAUUUAGGAGGUUGAAAUACAAUCCUAAAGGUGCUGUAUCUAUUUAUGGCUUUUCUGAGUUAUCAGAUGCUGAUCCAGAUGAUAUAGAACCUUGGUUACCUAGGACACCAGUUCAAAUGCCCAAGUUAGAUAUUGAAACAUCUAAAUUUAUUAUCACCAAAGUUGGAGAUAAGUUCUGUGAAUUGGUCGAACAAGAAAGAGAAUCGAUGUCAUUGGUUGGUAAAAAUGGUAAAAUAGCAUGGAAGAGAGCUGUACAAGGUGUACGUGAAAUGUGUGAUGUCUGUGAUACAACGUUAUUUAACAUGCACUGGGUGUGUAAUAAAUGUGGUUUUGUGGUCUGUCUUGAUUGUUAUAAAGCUAAAGUAAAAGGAGGGACUGAUACUAAAGUUGAUGAGGAUCAUAGAUGGCUGACUUGUAGUUCAAACAGAAGUGCUCAUGAACCCGAUAAAAUGAUGCUCACACAGAUUAUUCCUAGUGAUGCUUUAUGGGAAUUGGGUCGAUUGAUUCAUGAUAUACGAGGCAAAUGGUCAAUACCAGCUACUUGUCCCUGUGGUCAUGGCAGCGAUUCCAAGUUUCUCAAUAAAAAUGGGCUCAGUCAGCAAAUAGUAAACAGUGUCAAUAAUAAAAAGAUGGUGAAUGGUGUAGGAGAUGAUCAUCAUAAACCAACUAAGGGCAAGAAAAACAAUAAAAAUCCUGCAACAGUUAAUGGCAACAAAACAUCUACGCUGGAUAAUUAUAAUCCGGAUACAACCUCUUCACCUCUUAGCUUACUAGCUGAUGUUGCCUUUCUCGAUUCUGAAGGCAGCCGAGAUAAAAAUGAUUCCAGAAAAAAUUCACUUGAUAAAAGUGCUAUGUCUCCAAGUGCUGACUUAGACUCUGAUAAAAAGUCACAACCAAGUUGUUCUACUUUAAGAGAAUUGCUCACUAAAACAGCUGGAAAAGCUAAAGUGUCAAACGAUAACAACAAAAAGAACUCAAAACCAAAAACCAGUGGCAGCACACUCGACGAUAUCAUUCAAUCAGUUGUGGAGAAAAGUUGUCGCGAUAGUGAAACCCAGCCGUUUAAAUUCAUGCAUUAUAUUCCGAGAUUAGGAGGCUGGAAGCGUGAUAUACCUAUAGCUGUUCAUAACUUAACAGAAACAAGUGUUCUUUAUCCCGAUGUACCUCAUUCCUGGCUUUGUGAUGGUCGUUUACUACGUCUUCAUGAUCCAAAACACAAGGGAAAUCUGAAAAUAUUUCAAGAACAGUGGAAACGUGGACAGCCUGUGCUUGUUUCGGGUACCAGUAAAUAUGUUAACCUGGAUCUAUGGAGACCGGAAUCAUUCAGUAAAGAAUUUGGUCAUAUUGAUAACGAUUUGGUUAAUUGUAGAAGUGGUAACGUCAUCAUUGGUCAUCCUAUGUGUGAUUUCUGGGAUGGCUUCGAAUAUUUGAAUAAACGUCCAACAGAUGAUGAAGAUGAACCAAUGUUAUUAAAGUUAAAAGAUUGGCCACCAGGGGAUGAUUUUAGUGAUUUAUUACCAACGAGAUUUCAUGAUUUAAUGCAGGCCUUACCACUUCCAGAUUAUACACAUCGUCAAGGCAAACUUAAUCUAGCUUCUCGUCUGCCAGAUUUCUUGGUUCGUCCGGAUUUAGGACCCAAGAUGUACAACGCUUAUGGUUCUUCUCAGUUUCCUUCUGAAGGAACAACUAAUCUACAUCUGGAUAUUUCGGAUGCUGUUAAUGUUAUGGUGUAUGUUGGAGUACCUUGUGAUGGUGAAGGAGGUCGUAAAACACAUGAACAAGCUGCAUUAAAGGCUAUCGAUGAUGCCGAUUGUGAUAGUAUAACUAAACGUCGAGUUAGAGAAGUACAUGAAGUACCUGGUGCUUUAUGGCAGAUCUAUGAUGCUCAUGAUGCUGACAAAAUCCGAGAUUUCCUCAAUAAGGUAGCAAAGGAGAAUGGAGAAACAAUAGAACCAGAUCAUGAUCCCAUACAUGAUCAGAGUUGGUAUUUAGAUGAGAAGUUAAGAGAGAGAAUAUCUAAAGAAUAUGGUGUACAGGGUUAUACUAUAGUACAGUGUCUUGGUGAUGCUAUAUUUAUACCAGCUGGAGCACCACAUCAGGUUCGUAAUUUACACAGUUGCGUCAAAGUAGCAGAAGAUUUUGUGGCACCUGAACAUCUAAAUCACUGUUUCCGUCUAACUCAAGAAUUCAGACAACUUUCUGACACCCAUUCGAAUCAUGAGGAUAAAUUACAGGUUAAGAAUAUUAUCUACCAUGCUGUUAAAGAUGCUGUAGCAGUAUUACGCGAUACAGAUCCUGAAGAUGAAUAAAACAAUACCCCUGGACUUGACAAUGCUGAUUAUUAAAUUAAUGUGGUGUUAAUUAUGUGUGAUACAACUCUACAAGGGGGAAUUUGGUGUUGUGGUUCUAUUAAUAUUUGAGAAAGUGACAACAAGUGGAAAGAAACUUAAAUUGCAAGGAUAUUGCAAUAACAGAACGGUUGUCAUUGUAAAUGGUUGUAAUAUUUUCUACAAAUUCUAGAGUAGGAGAGACUCUAUAUUUAAUAUUAUAAAGUGAGGUGACCAGCUGCAUAGUCCAAUCUGUUAUCAUAGACUAGUUAUAACAGACAAAGAAUAAUUAUUUAUAUAUUUGGUGCAUUUUAUUCUAUAACAUAAUAAGGACACAUGGCGAGAUAUUAGACUUUCAUCCAAUGGAUGAAAAUAAAACCGGCAUUAUUUUGCCAAGGAUUGUAGUGUAGCUGAGCAAGAUAAACAGACUUGUGUGUUAUUGUGCUAUUUUCAGAGACCACAAGAUUCUUGCAAUAUUUAUUUACUGGAGAAUAUAUUUGUGUUGAAAAAGCACACCAGAUGCUAUUGUUGUAGUUAUCACAUGCAUUCAUCAAAUGUAUGAUUGAUUGUUACUUUGAUUUUUGUCAGGGAAAUGCACCAUAUUUUUUGGUCUUAAAGAGUAAAAAUUAAUAAUGAUAAUAAUAUUGAAAAUGGUAAAUUAUUCUGUUAACCAAUUUAGCUAAUUAAUAUGUAUGGUUUAUAUCGAUAGAAAAAUGAAGCUGUUCUGUGGUUAUAUAUUGUACGUAGGUAAAAAGAUAUCUAUAUAUAAUAAAUAAUAUUAAAUCUAUUAGAUGUAUUAAUAUAUACAUUGAGCAGAAAUAUAUUAUAUCAUACAGAUAUUUGUAUUGUUAUGACAAAAGGCACAAUUAUAUAUGAGCCUGUAUUUUACAUGUAAUGUAAGCUUUAUGUUGAAAAUCUGGUAUUAACUGGGUAUUUAAUACCAGAUGUUCUUAAACAUAGCUUUUCAUGUCAACCAUUGUUGUUAACUUUUCACUUUCAUGUCCGUUUUUCAUUUCACAGUUUCAUUCAUUAUUUCAUCCAUUUAAUUACUGUUAAAGUUUCAUAUUUUAACAUUUGCUUUUGAAAUUGCUUUGUUAAUAAUUUGUCAACCAUUUUUUUUUUUUCGCAAUUAAGAUGUUAAUAGUUCUUGAAGAAGUUAAUUAUUGUUAGAGAGAUCACCAUUGCUGGACUCCUUAAAAUCUGUAAUAAGAAAUAUUUACAUGUGAAAGUCAACUCGUACAAAUCGAGGGGUAAAUGACAUCAUUAUCAUGAGUCCUAGCCAUGUACAUAAUAAAUAGAUUAUUUUUUUAAAAAAUUAUGUGAAAGUGAAAUGUACAUUUGUUUUAUGUGGUAUGGCCAAUCUGAAGUGUUUUGCAUAACAGCUAGGAGAUCUUAGAAUUGUCCUAUCCUUCUUAAUAAAGAAACACUUAUUUCCCUUGAAAUAAA
Patella vulgata (common limpet) is the source of this 9378-nucleotide messenger RNA. RefSeq names its product lysine-specific demethylase 3B. Gene Ontology annotation, biological process: regulation of transcription by RNA polymerase II. The record is from RefSeq and is a predicted model, not a curated record. Bases 100 to 7914 code for a protein of 2604 amino acids. Gene Ontology annotation, molecular function: transcription coregulator activity; chromatin DNA binding; histone H3K9 demethylase activity. Gene Ontology annotation, cellular component: histone deacetylase complex; chromatin. NCBI's taxonomy places the organism in Eukaryota, Metazoa, Mollusca, Gastropoda, Patellidae. The transcript has 24 exons.